CUCCAGCGACUGUGCCCAUCCCUGCCCCCUUCUCCUUUCCUUGCCCCACUUUCACUGUCCCUCUAACCUCUGGACUUGCAUACUUUUUCUUCUCCAGCCUGGGGCACGGCGCUGCACCCAAAGGAACCUGCCUCGUCCUCAUGGCCUGCCUGAGCUCCUCACAGCUCCAGAAGUUUCAGGAGGAUGGCUUCCUGGUGCUGGACGGAUUUUUGUCAGCGGAUGAAUGUGUAGCCAUGCAACAGAGGAUUGGCGAGCUAGUGGCCAACAUGGAUGUCCCUCUCCACUGCCGCACGAUAUUUUCCACCCAGGACGAGCAGCUGAAGGUCCUGGACAACAGAGACUAUUUCUGGAACAGUGGCGACAAGAUUCGAUUCUUCUUUGAGAAAGGCGUUUUUGACGAGAAAGGAAAUUUCCUGGUCCCUCCCGAGAAAUCCAUCAACAAAAUUGGCCAUGCUCUGCAUGCCCAUGACCCUGUCUUCAGGAGUGUCACACACUCUCCCAAAGUGCAGGCCUUAGCCAAAAGUCUGGGCCUCCAGAUGCCCGUGGUGGUGCAGAGCAUGUACAUCUUCAAGCAACCUCAUCUUGGUGGCGAAGUCACUCCUCACCAGGACGCCACCUUCCUGUACACGGAGCCCCUGGGACGGCUGCUGGGCAUAUGGAUAGCACUGGAGGAUGCCACGCUGGAGAAUGGCUGCCUCUGGUUCAUCCCGGGCUCCCACACCAGUGGGGUGUCGAGAAGGCUGAUCCGGGCCCCUGCUGGCUCGAUACCUGUCACCAGCUUCCUUGGGUCUGAGCCUGCCCGGGAUAACAGCCUCUUUGUGCCCACACCAGUGCGGAGAGGGGCCCUCAUCCUAAUCCACGGAGAGGUGGUGCAUAAGAGCGAGCAGAACCUCUCGGACCGCUCACGCCAUGCCUACACUUUCCACCUCAUGGAGGCCUUGGGCACCGUCUGGAGCCCGGAGAACUGGCUCCAGCCAACAGCUGAGCUCCCCUUCCCCCCCCUGUAUACCUAAACAUCCUCUCGGGGCCGGGCCCGGUCUGUCCGGGCGAAGCUGCAGCCGGGCAAGCACCAGCACCUC
Molecule: messenger RNA, 1079 nt
Organism: Prionailurus viverrinus (fishing cat)
Lineage: Eukaryota; Metazoa; Chordata; Mammalia; Carnivora; Felidae
Gene: PHYHD1
Product: phytanoyl-CoA dioxygenase domain containing 1
Exons: 11
Coding region: 141-1013 (290 amino acids)
Source: RefSeq, a predicted model, not a curated record